GACUAAAAUUGUGCAAAGUUUAUGAAGAGUGAAGAAGUAAGGUUACCAGUGUUGUUGUUUGAGUAGAUAACGUUCCGAGAAAUGGACCCCGUCCAGGAAAGUGGCUUAUACAAACAUUUUGCAAACAUUGUAGGGAUAGUGUUCAACAACUGGACCGCUAUGAAGCUCGCUGUGGAACACGGCAUGGCCGGACCUCCAGCUAGCACACGACAGAAGCUCGCUGCUACAGUCGAGACUGCAGCUGAACUUCUGUAUUCAGGAACAGCGGACUGGGGCGAGUUGUCCGACUUCCUGGCUGAGACGAUGGACUCCGAGUUCUCCACGGUGCUGGAGGACGGCUCCAGCGAUAGUGUCGCAUCACACCUCUGUCAACUGUACAGAAUGUUCUCCUCUGGAGAUGUACAGAGCUUGGUGCUAGCCCUGGAGCCUCUACCUUGUAAAUCACCGAUACAUCUAGGUCCACAACCCGAGCUACGACCCUCGCCUGAGCGAGAAGAACAGAAGGAAUCACCCCCUCAAGAACCCCAAGAAGAAGGUUGGACAUUAGUCAAGAAAAAGUAGUCUUAGCUUGUAUAUAUUUUUAAAAAAAUAUUAAAAAGUUAUUUCUUGACAACAAAAGUUUACACAAUGUAUUACAUUAAUUGAUAUAAUCAUACUAAUUUAAUGGUUUCAUUGAUUUAUUGCUUGUCUCUUCAAGUUAUCCAGUACUUUUUCGUGUUACUUCGGAGUAUUUUUUUGUUUGUUUUCCUGAUAAGUUCCCAUAUGUGCAAAAUGUCAGGAGUUAUAGACAUUGACAGAGUUUAAGAUGAUACUAUUUUUAAAAACUCAUUGAACCUUUGUAAUUAAUUGUGAAAGA
This is a messenger RNA of Homalodisca vitripennis (glassy-winged sharpshooter), 856 nucleotides long. Its product is annotated as pre-rRNA-processing protein TSR2 homolog. Gene Ontology annotation, cellular component: nucleus. Gene Ontology annotation, biological process: maturation of SSU-rRNA from tricistronic rRNA transcript (SSU-rRNA, 5.8S rRNA, LSU-rRNA). The transcript has a single exon. Bases 82 to 561 code for a protein of 159 amino acids. NCBI's taxonomy places the organism in Eukaryota, Metazoa, Arthropoda, Insecta, Hemiptera, Cicadellidae. The record is from RefSeq and is a predicted model, not a curated record.